Protopterus annectens (West African lungfish) is the source of this 2415-nucleotide messenger RNA. RefSeq names its product germ cell-specific gene 1-like protein. Gene Ontology annotation, cellular component: plasma membrane. NCBI's taxonomy places the organism in Eukaryota, Metazoa, Chordata, Ceratodontiformes, Protopteridae. The record is from RefSeq and is a predicted model, not a curated record. The transcript is spliced from 5 exons. The coding region runs from base 504 to 1445 and encodes 313 amino acids.
UCCAGUCCAAAAAACUCUGCUAAGGUACACACAACUUCAGCUACUGGAAGAAAGCAUGAAGUGCUUCAAAUCUUGCAGUGGGAUUGCCUCAGAAGACUAAUUUCAAUCAAAUCAGACAACUACCUGAAAUUAACUGCACAUCUGUCUUCUGUUAGACUAGAACAGCCAGCCUCUCCUGAAAUGGUUCUAAAUGAAUACGAAUGAUGGCAGCUUAUGCUGCAGCAGGUACUCUUGCCUUUAUAAUAGCACAUCUUCUCCGACAAGUGAUUAGUCUGGCUAUAGAAACUAUAGAGAAGCCGAUUCAGCAAAAACAUACAAUAAAUUGGACACAGAUCUAUUCGCCAGCCACAGCACAGUAAUGCAGUUAAUAUACAAGAUGUGCACAGUUACUUGGGAGUCCUACUUCUUUUUAUAUAGCAAACAAGUGUAGCAAUUUGAAUGAUCUAAAAGCCGUUGCAGAGACAGAGGUGAAAGUCAGCGUGCACUUACAUGAUCACGCCAACAUGAGGACACUGAACAGAUGCUCUAGGUCAACACUGUCUGUAGUCCUGAACUCCUUGGCACUUUGCUUUUCAGUUUCAGCCUUCUGCACUAACUACUGGUGUGAGGGAACCCACAAGGUGGUCAAACCACCUUGCAUGUCUGCAAUGAGGAAUAAGAAGUGUAUAAUUAACAAUGUCACCACAGAAGGGAAUGGAACAGGUAACUAUAAUGCAGUGCAAUACAUCUGGGAGACUGGGGAUGAUAAAUAUACAUUUCGAUACUUCCAUACUGGAUUUUGGCUAUCAUGCGAGGACCAUCAAGGAGAAGAUCACUGCAGAAGUUUCAUUGAACUUGCACCAGCAUCUGAGAAAACUGUUCUAUGGAUGUCCAUCGUAGCGGAGUUCCUGUAUAUCAUCCUUCUUAGCUUAGGCUUGCUGCUGAUGUCCCUGGAAUUACUCUGCUUUACCAAUGCAAUGGGUGGACUGAAGAUCAGUGCUUUUGCAGCAGUUCUCACUGUUUUAUCAGGACUCCUUUGUAUGGUGGCCAAUAUGAUGUACAUGACAGUGUUUCAGGUGACUGUGAACCUGGGUCCAAAGGACUGGAGGCCACAGUCCUGGGACUAUGGGUGGUCAUUUGGGUUUGCUUGGCUGUCAUUUACACUUUGCAUGUCUGCCUCUGUUUUGACACUAAACAGCUACACCAAAACAGUGCUGGAGUUUAAAUACCGAAGGCGACUUAUUGAGAGGACGCUGCAGAGCAGUGAGGAUUUUGCGGAUGCAGAACUGGCAAAGUUCCUUUGGAAGAAGUAUGUGUUUUCUAUCAGUGGCUCACAAGAUGGCAUAAAGGGGCAUAUCCCUGAAGGCCAAAGAGGUUCUGGAUCCUCUGUGUUUGUGGACAUUGGUAGUUUGAGAGAGUCACAUGACUUGGAGGACUCUGAAGAAGAGGGUGAUGAACAAUGUUAAAGUUACUGAUCUAUCCAUCCCACACUGUGGUUGUUUCUUACCAGUUGGAGGAUACAUUGAUGCCUGGCUUCAUGGAUUAAGAAAUCUAUUACCUGCAGACAGAUCAAUAUUUGGCAUUUAAUGCUAACAUACUAAAUUUAGCUGUUUUUGUCAAGACAUAACAAUGCUACACUGCUCUUACGAAGUGCCAUUUGGUUGCACCAUUGGACUACACAGGAAAUUUUACAGGAUGUAAAAAUUGCCUUCCACAGAAUUAUGCAGAACAGGAUAAACCAACACUGCUAUUCCUAGCAGUGCUCAAUACAUGUUCAUGUUUUAGUUAUUAAUUUCCAUUUUGUCGCUGUUUCAUUAUGAUCACAUCACUUUUGCCUAGAGCUGCCUAGUGAGUCAUUGGUCAGACGAUAUCAGGUGGCCAUCUUCAUUUUACAGCAAUAGGAGGGAACCAGUUGUUAGUACACACCACCAUAUGCAAGACAUUUUACAUGACUAACAUUGUAUCUUCAGCACUUCAUCACAAACAUACAUACAGGUACACUUCCAUCUUAACUCGGCCUCUGAUUUGCCUCCCUAUAGAUGCAUAGUGUACUGAAUAAUGAAGUAGCAUAGUAAAAGGCUGGUCUUCAUUAGACAUGAUAUAUUUGUUCUUGCUCCACAGUUUUUACCAUAAAAUAUCUAGUGUUAGAAAAUAAUUCAUUACUAAAUAUGGAAUUUAAUAUUUAUGCAUCCCUUUAGAAAUUACCCUUUCUUUCCCUUUUAUUAUAAACUCUAUCAGGCAUUUGCACAGAAUUGUAUGUUACACAUUAGUGCAUACACUCUUCUCAAAUCAUAAUUAUCUAUGUUUUAUCAAUUUGUUAACUGGUUCUUUUCAAUGACAACUGCAGAUAUAAGGGUAAAGGUAAAUGUUUUUUUUAGGUGGGGGAACCAUAGUAAACAACUGGGGAAACAGAAAGAACAUGCAAACCAGAGACUG